CAAGGGAGAAAAACCACACAACAAUUCCCUCGAAUAUUAUAGUAAAGAUUAGAAAAAAAUAGUUAACCAAAGUUGAGAGAUGGCAGAUGUUAAGUUGCUUGGUCUAUGGUAUAGCCCUUUUAGUCAUAGAGUUGAGUGGGCUCUAAAGAUCAAGGGUGUUGAAUAUGAAUACAUAGAAGAUGAUCUACAUAAUAAGAGUUCUCUACUUCUUGAAUCCAAUCCAAUUCACAAAAAAGUUCCAGUACUAAUUCACAAUGGCAAGCCACUUUGUGAGUCAAUGGUAAUUGUUGAAUACAUUGAUGAGACAUUUGAAGGCCCUUCCAUCUUACCUAAAGAUCCUUAUGAUCGUGCUAUAGCUCGUUUCUGGGCUAAGUUUCUUGAUGAUAAGAUGCCACCAGUAGGGAAAAGUUUCUUUUUGAAAGGAGAGGAACAAGAGAGAGCUAAAGAGGAAGCUUAUGAGAUAUUGAAAAUUCUUGAUGAUGAGUUAAAGGACAAGAAGUUAUUUGUUGGUGACAAAUUUGGAUUUGCUGAUAUUGCUGCUAAUUUUAUGGGAAUUUGGGUUGGAGUUUUUGAAGAAGCCUCAGGACUUGUUUUGGUCACAAGUGAAAAAUUUCCAAAUUUAUGUGCUUGGAGAGACGAAUACAUCAAUUGUAACGAAAACAAGAAAUAUUUACCUCCAAGAAAUGAAUUACUUGCCCAUUUCCAAGCUCGCUUUCAAGCUGCUCCGAAAUAAACACUAUUACGUAAAAUAAUUAAUAAAUAGAAUAACAAUUAUACUGUAAGAAAGCAAAAAAAACUAUAUUUUCGUAUUUUGUCAUAUGAUUGUACUAGAUAUAUUAUUACUAUUUUUAUGUCUCUAUCUUUCUUUUUAAUAGAAGUGUGGUGUUAUUAUUGCUGGUUA
Messenger RNA from Solanum pennellii, 901 nucleotides. Its product is annotated as probable glutathione S-transferase. The coding region runs from base 80 to 733 and encodes 217 amino acids. Gene Ontology annotation, cellular component: cytoplasm. The record is from RefSeq and is a predicted model, not a curated record. Gene Ontology annotation, biological process: glutathione metabolic process. Gene Ontology annotation, molecular function: glutathione transferase activity. The transcript has 2 exons. NCBI's taxonomy places the organism in Eukaryota, Viridiplantae, Streptophyta, Magnoliopsida, Solanales, Solanaceae.